This is a messenger RNA of Plasmodium inui San Antonio 1, 402 nucleotides long. RefSeq lists its product as hypothetical. Lineage: Eukaryota; Apicomplexa; Aconoidasida; Haemosporida; Plasmodiidae. The record is from RefSeq and is a predicted model, not a curated record. The coding region runs from base 1 to 402 and encodes 133 amino acids. The transcript has a single exon.
AUGGUUGGCGUGAAGAAGAGACCAGUCAGAAAAUUCAACCUGGAAAUUAACCUGAACAAUGACAUAGAGGACAAGGUGCGGUCAUACAUAAUAUCGAAUAGAAACAAAAUGAAGAAAAAGCAUAAACAAAGAAGAAAAAAAAAAAUAAGAAGACGAAUCAAAAUGGAAUGUAAAAUAUCAUCCUUUGUUUUCCCCAAUUCAAAGAAGGAGAAAAAACUGAGGCUAAGUUACAUUAAUAAGUUUAUAAAAAAAAAAAAAUUAAUCAAGCAACAUUUGAAGCAGAUAAGAGAAAGGAUAAAACAUUUCCAAGCAAUGGUGAACACAAGUCGGAGUGAAGUCAAGGAAAAGAGCGUUAAGCUGCAAAAAGGGGAAGAAAGAUUGCACCCCUCCAAUCUCUGCUAA